GAUUGUAUAUAAAGAAGAAGAAGAAAAAAAAGUGAAAGAUUAGAACGAAUGGCUUGCGGAAGAUUGAUAACAACAACAACAAUAAUAAUAAUUACUUGAACAAUUCAACAAACAAUAAUAGUGUUGUAUACAAUUAACAAUUAACAAAAAGUGAUAUGCAAACAAAACGAAAAACAACCAAAACUCAAGAAUCAUCAGACAAUCGUGGGCGAAAACGAAAUCGUGAUACAAGUACAGAAAAAGUCAAAAUGGAAGAUAAUAGAUCAGUAGACGAUGAAUAUCAAUUGGAAAUGCCAAAGUCAUUAAAAGAUAUAUUGAUAGAAGAUUGGGAAAAUAUUAAUAAAGAAGAUCAAAUUGUAGUUUUACCAUCCAAAAUGACAGUGACGGAUAUUCUAGAUCGAUAUUUACAAAGUCAUCAAAUGAAUGGAAAUAACGAAAUGUUAGAACAAACGGUUCAGGGUCUCAAACUUUAUUUUAAUCAUACAUUGGGCAACAUGUUACUUUAUCGAUCAGAACGGAAACAAUAUGAAGAAUUAGUAUCAACAAAACCACUUGUAGAUAUCUAUGGUGGUGAACAUUUUUUACGAUUAUUUGUGGAAUUACCAACAUUGAUGAGUCAAGCUAAUGUGGAUGAUGAAACUUUGGAAAUUAUGAAAUCUACUUUUAUGGAUAUUUUGAUAUUUCUACAAGAUAAUGAAAAGGAAAUUUUCAUGAAAACUUAUCAAGCCAAUCGGAAUAGAUAAGGUUGAACAAUGAUGUCAGUCUCCAACCAUACCAUUGCGGGAAACUCAACUUCGUCAUAUAGUUAGGCACCAUAUCUUUUUCCUAUCGAUAACAAUCACCUUCCCCCCCCCCUUUCCUCCUUUAUUAUUAUUAUUACUCCAUAUUUAUUUUAUUUUUUCUGCAUACACACACUCUCUCUCUCUUUGCG
Halteromyces radiatus is the source of this 931-nucleotide messenger RNA. RefSeq names its product MRG domain-containing protein. NCBI's taxonomy places the organism in Eukaryota, Fungi, Mucoromycota, Mucoromycetes, Mucorales, Cunninghamellaceae. The record is from RefSeq and is a predicted model, not a curated record. Gene Ontology annotation, cellular component: nucleus; histone acetyltransferase complex. The transcript is spliced from 6 exons. Bases 156 to 743 code for a protein of 195 amino acids. Gene Ontology annotation, biological process: chromatin organization; regulation of DNA-templated transcription.